AAGUUAAUUAUUCGAAGAACAAAGCAAAGCUGAAGUCUGCAGAAGAAGACGAGGUCCUGGCCUCGUUUCCUCUGAACUCGGUCGUGGUUUCUCGCAGGUUGCGGAGUCAGGCCCAUUCAAGGGCAACACAACCAAUUCCGUUGUUUCUCAUGCGCUUGUGAGCGGGCGAUUGUCACGCUCCGUGCUCGUGCGCGCACAUCCGAGGGGGGACAUUGUGAUCGAGGUGGAGGAGAAGAAGAAUUUCUGGUGUGUUUGUGAAUUAGGGUUUCGCGGGAUCGCGACGUUUGUCUGGGUUUGAGGGUUUAAGCGGUCGAAGACUAAAACUCGAGGCCGCCGGGAGCGAUGGCGGGCGAGAGGAAGAGGAAAUUGAGCCUGUUCGAUGUGGUGGACGAGGCUGCGAACGGGAGCGAGAAGUCGAAAGGGAAUGGCGGUGGUGGUCCCGUGCUGAACCCUCACACCGGCAGGCCCUACUCUGCCAAGUAUUUCGAGAUUUUGGAGAAACGGCGGACACUGCCCGUUUGGCAACAGAAGGCGGAGUUUUUGAGUAUUUUGGCCAAGAAUCAGACGAUGAUUCUCGUUGGAGAGACUGGGUCCGGAAAGACCACACAGAUUCCACAAUUUGUGGUUGAAGCAGGGUACACGACCAACAGGAAGCAAGUGGCUUGCACUCAGCCAAGGAGGGUGGCAGCUAUGUCCGUGUCCCGACGUGUUGCUGACGAGAUGGACGUGACGAUUGGAGACGAAGUUGGUUACAGCAUCCGUUUCGAGGAUUGCAGCGGUCCGAAGACCACUCUGAAAUAUUUGACCGACGGUAUGCUUUUGCGAGAGGCUAUGACCGAUCCUUUGCUGGAGCGGUACAGAGUGAUCAUCCUUGAUGAAGCCCACGAGAGGACCUUGGCCACAGACGUGCUAUUCGGUCUUCUCAAGGAGGUGUUGAAGAACAGGCCAGAUCUGAAGCUUGUGGUGAUGAGUGCCACAUUGGAGGCGGAAAAGUUUCAGGCGUAUUUCAGUGGGGCCCCGCUUAUGAAGGUCCCUGGCAGGUUGCACCCCGUGGAGAUAUUUUACACCCAAGAGCCUGAGAGAGAUUACUUGGAGGCUGCGAUUCGGACGGUGGUCCAGAUCCACAUUUGUGAACCGCCCGGAGAUAUCCUGGUGUUUCUGACGGGAGAGGAGGAGAUUGAGGACGCGUGCAAGAAGAUAGGUCGGGAGGUGCAGAACUUGGGGGACCAAGUGGGACCAGUGAAGGCGGUUCCACUGUACUCCACGCUGCCGCCUGCCAUGCAGCAGAAGAUCUUCGAUGCAGCGCCGCCACCAGCAAAGGAAGGAGGUCCACCAGGUCGGAAGAUUGUGGUUUCGACGAACAUCGCGGAAACGUCUCUGACCAUAGACGGGAUCGUGUAUGUGAUCGAUCCUGGGUUUGCGAAGCAGAAGGUGUAUAAUCCCAGGAUUCGAGUGGAGUCGCUGUUGGUUUCCCCGAUUUCGAAGGCUAGCGCUCAUCAAAGGGCGGGACGUGCAGGUCGGACGCAGCCAGGAAAGUGCUUCAGGCUGUACACGGAGAAGAGUUUCCAGAACGAUCUGCAACCGCAGACGUACCCUGAGAUCUUGCGGUCGAAUUUGGCGAAUGUGGUGCUGACGCUGAAGAAGUUAGGCAUCGACGACCUGGUGCAUUUUGACUUCAUGGACCCUCCUGCACCGGAGACGCUGAUGAGGGCGCUGGAGUUGCUGAAUUACUUGGCAGCCCUGGACGAUGAUGGGAACCUGACGAAGUUGGGGGAGCUGAUGAGCGAGUUCCCACUGGAUCCGCAGAUGUCGAAGAUGCUGGUAGUGAGCCCGGAGUUCAACUGCUCGAACGAGAUUCUUUCAGUAACUGCAAUGUUAUCAGUUCCCAAUUGCUUCAUGCGGCCAAGGGAUGCUCAAAAAGCAGCUGACGAAGCUAAGGCUCGGUUUUCGCACAUCGACGGAGACCACCUGACGCUUCUGAACGUGUAUCACGCAUUCAAACAGAACGGUGAGGACGCCACCUGGUGUUUUGAAAAUUUCAUCAAUGCGCGAGCGUUGAAGUCUGCCGACAAUGUUCGGACUCAGCUGGUGCGCAUCAUGAAUCGGUACAACCUGAAGAUGUGCAGCACGGACUUCAACAGCCGGGAUUAUUACGUGAACAUUCGGAAAGCUAUGCUGGCGGGGUACUUUAUGCAGGUGGCGCAUUUGGAGCGCACUGGUCACUACCUGACUGUGAAGGACAAUCAGAUGGUCCAUCUACAUCCAUCCAGUUGUUUAGACCACAAACCAGAAUGGGUUCUAUAUAAUGAGUUUGUACUUACAACUCGAAAUUUUAUUCGAAUAGUCACAGAUGUGCGCGGGGAAUGGUUGAUUGACGUUGCUCCGCAUUACUAUGAUUUAAGUAACUUUCCUCAAUGCGAAGGUAGACGUGUGCUCGAGCGACUAUACUUGAAGCGCGAGAGAGAAAAAACGGAGACUAAGAGCGGCAAAAGGUAGUCGGAAAGGUGUAGACUAAGUGCAGGCGUCGGAUCUGGUCUUCUACAUAUUCAUGCUUACGGCUUAGUGAACAGGAGCGGCAAGGUCAGGUUCCAGAUUGCAUUUUUAACGAGGCUCUGGAUCUUGAAGGCAAGGAUGGUGUAAUUCUCCCUUUGCAGAUCGACAAGGAAACAUAUUUAAACACGUGGAGGUGGGCGAAGGAAUGAUUAGUCAUCUCCUCUGGUAGGUGCCAUCAAAGAGGGAUUUCUGCACAAUUGAAUCAAGGGUCCUAGGAUUUGAUUGUCAUAAAAUUACAUUUUUGUUAUGCUGGUAUGCAUUGCUGCUAAUGUUCAACAACGUCAAGAAAUAUAAAACUUUGCGAUUUGGUCCGCGUUGACUUAUGGUUA
Molecule: messenger RNA, 2882 nt
Organism: Physcomitrium patens
Lineage: Eukaryota; Viridiplantae; Streptophyta; Bryopsida; Funariales; Funariaceae
Product: putative pre-mRNA-splicing factor ATP-dependent RNA helicase DEAH2
Cellular component (GO): intracellular anatomical structure
Molecular function (GO): ATP binding; RNA binding; RNA helicase activity
Source: RefSeq, a predicted model, not a curated record